Messenger RNA from Lepisosteus oculatus (spotted gar), 5492 nucleotides. RefSeq names its product crumbs cell polarity complex component 1 (gene crb1). NCBI's taxonomy places the organism in Eukaryota, Metazoa, Chordata, Actinopteri, Semionotiformes, Lepisosteidae. Gene Ontology annotation, molecular function: calcium ion binding; Notch binding. Gene Ontology annotation, biological process: establishment or maintenance of epithelial cell apical/basal polarity; heterophilic cell-cell adhesion. Gene Ontology annotation, cellular component: protein-containing complex; plasma membrane. The record is from RefSeq and is a predicted model, not a curated record.
UAGUAAGCUCACAGAUGGCAUUCUGUGGAUCCUGUGCCUAACACACAGGCUGUGCGUACCUCUGUGGUUUGAAAGAAAUAAGAAAAGCCACAACCUGCUCAGCAUGCAGUUUACAGAAUGAUUUCAAACACUAAAACAUGGCUUUCCCCAAACCUUCCAGAUUAAAGUUGAUUGGCAUAAUCUGCAUCUUUCUCACUCUUUUCAGGACAGCAAGUGCAUUUCCUUUGGAGGCCUUUGCCAGCUGUCUGUCUGGUCCAUGUCAAAAUGACGCCGUGUGUGAAGACACUUUCAGAGAUCAUAUUUGCUACUGUCCAUCUGCUUUGAUCACCCCUUUGAACAAAAAUUGUGAUGAAGCCAACCCAUUGUGUCAUCUGAGCACCUGCAAAAAUAAUACUACAUGCAUGAAAGCCACAGAGGAUUCCAUUGAUCUUAUUUGUCAGUGCACUCCAAAUGAUACCAGAGAAGUAUGUGAAAGGUCUGUCCAGAAAUGUGCAGACAGUCUCUGUGAGAGUGGAACACACUGCCAGCAAAGGCCUGUCACUGAUGAAUUUGCUGGUUAUAGAUGCAUUUGCAAAGAUGGCUACAUCGGUACACAUUGUGAGACAGAGGUAGACGAAUGUGCCUCCAGUCCCUGUCAGAACAGAGCUGUGUGCAGGGAUAGAGUCAAUGGAUAUUCUUGUUACUGUGUGCCGGGCUUUCAAGGAAAACACUGUGAAAUUGAGGUGAAUGAAUGUGCCUCUCAGCCCUGCCAAAAUGGAGCAACCUGCUUAAAUAAGAUUGGGAAGUAUGUUUGCAUUUGUAUGCCAGGAUACACAGGUACCAGCUGUGAGCUGGAAAUCAACGAAUGUCAAUCAGAGCCGUGUUUUAAUAGGGCACGUUGCCAUGACUACCAGGAUGGUUAUUCCUGCACAUGUACCCCAGGUUUCCAGGGAGAUCUGUGCGAAAUCAACAUUGAUGACUGCAGAAGUCAGCCAUGUCAAAAUGGUGCACAAUGUGUAGAUGAAGUAAAUGGUUACAGCUGUGAAUGUUCCAAAACUGGUUUCAUGGGCUUGCACUGUGAAAUCCCAGUUCCACUCUGCAUGUCAAAACCUUGUCUCAACAAUGCCUCAUGUGAGGAAGACCAUGGGAACUACAAGUGUUUUUGCUGGCCAGGAUUCUCAGGUACCAACUGUGAGCUGGACUUAAAGGAAUGUGACAGUGACCCCUGCCUCUCUGGGGGUGAGUGUAUCGAGUUCUCCUGGAAGGAACUGUAUGGCACCAUCCCAGAACUUCCUGUACUGUUUGACUACCAGCAUGCUGCUGGAUUUGUCUGCCGAUGCCAACAAGGUUUUAAAGGUGUCUUGUGUCAAGAGGACAUCAACGAAUGUAUUAUGAAUCCAUGUCAAAAUGGAGCUAAAUGUGAAAAUACAGUUGGGAGUUAUGUUUGCCAUUGUUUACAACAAAGCUUGGAAGGACCUUUGUAUGGUGGGCAGAACUGUACAGACAUUCUUAUGGGCUGUGAAAACCAUGACUGUCAAAAUGAAGCCACCUGCAUUCCCUUCCUCAAGAAUGAACAACAUGAAUACAGCUGUGUUUGUCCAAAUGGCUAUGCAGGCUCAAAGUGUGAGAUACCCACAACUUUCUCUUUUGAGGAAAAUGGAUACUUUUAUAUUGGAACAAAUCUCCAAAAAGACUCCAUAAACAUUACUCUAAGCUUUAAAACCGUCCUGCCAAACACUCUCCUAUUUUACCAGGGAAAUGAGGACACAGUCAUCCAACUAGAGCUGGUUAAUGGCCUUUUGCAUUUCAUAAUACAUAAGGCAAAUGAACUGAGCUCUUCUUUGGAGCUCCCUCACAAUGUGACAGAUGGUGAAUGGCACACUGUGGAGGCUACUCUGGGAGGAAGAAUGUUUGGAAUUGUGCUCUCAGACAGAUCCUGUAUUCGUGACUGUGAGCAAAAAGUGACCCUGGAAAUCCUCCAUUACCAGCAUGAAUCUGCAUUUUGGAACAGGUCUAUUGGAGGUCUCAAAGAGGAAGGAAAAAAGCCAGGGACCAUUGAUGCCAUUCAUUCCCAGCCUUACUUCAUUGGCUGUCUGCAAGAUGUGUAUGUAGAUUCCCAGCUGGUUGUCCCUAGUAGCAUAUCUAAUGCAACAGCUGUGAAUGUCAUUCCUGGAUGCAGCAGCAAGGACAGAUGUGUGGCAAAUCCUUGUCAGAACAGAGGACGUUGCAUCAACCUUUGGCAGAACUACCACUGUGAAUGCUACAGACCUUACGAAGGACAAAACUGUUCAAAUGAGUAUGUCACAGCCAGAUUUGGCAGCGAUAACUCGGAGGGUUAUGCUCUUUUCACAAUAGAUGACAGUCCUGGGCAGAACAUCACCAUUUCAAUGUUUGUUCGUACCCGAAGAUAUACUGGAUUACUACUUGUUCUUACAAACAGCACCAGCCACUACCUCAGGAUCUGGUUGGAAAAUGGAAAAGUAAAUGUCCGGGUAAAUGACUUUGAGACUCUCUCUGGAGACCGUUUCAUAAGUGAUGGGCACUUGCAUUUACUGAGCAUUAAAAUCGAACAAAACCAAAUGGCACUUUAUCAGUCUGUACAGAAGCUGAAUUACACCUCCAUCCAUACAGUGAAUGUCCAGCUUGGAGAUCUUGUAUAUGUUGGUGGCUUGGCUGAUAAAAGGAUACCUGCAUCCUUUGGAGGUUAUUUCAAAGGAUGUAUCCAGGACUUGAGGAUCAACACCAAGCGACUCGAGUUCUACCCCAUUGGAAUUCCUCUAAGUUCCUACAGAAUAACAAGCCUUGUGAACGUGACCCGUGGCUGUUCAGGUGACAACGUUUGCGAUACAAACCCAUGCCAGAAUGGUGGAGUGUGCUAUGCCAUGUGGGAUGAUUUCACAUGCACCUGUCCUCCUAGUACAGCAGGAAGGACAUGUGAAGAGGUCCAGUGGUGUGAGCUCAGUCCCUGUCCUGCAGAAGCUGUCUGUCAGUCUCGUCUCAAAGGGUUUGAAUGUAUUUGCAAUGUGACAUUUCGUGAAGACAGCAGCGCACUGUCCUACAAAGGUAAUGGUAAAAUUUUCCGCAAUCUCACCAACAUAACCUUCAGUCUACGAACAAGGAAACAUGAAGCUGUCAUUCUCCACGCAGAAAAAGGUCCAGAGUUCGUUACAAUCUCUAUCCAAGAUUCACACUUGCUGUUUGAGUUAGUCAGUGGAAAUAGUUUUCUUACGUUAAGCAUGAAGAGCAAGAUGCCAAUCAAUGAUGGGCAAUGGCAUAAAGUGAUGUUUUCUAUGCUAACACCCAAAUCAGAAUCCUCAGAAUGGGUCAUGGUGUUGGAUAAUACAGAAGAACCAUCUUCCACAAACGUUGCUGCUGGAAACUUGAAUUUUCUCAAGGAGGAAACAAACAUUUUCGUGGGUAGUUUAGGUCCUGACAUGGGAGGCAAUCUAGCUGGGUGCCUCAGUACCAUUGAAAUUAGUAGCAUUUCAUUAUCAUACUUUGGAAACACAGAGACUCAUCUUCCCCGAUAUCAGCAGGAACAGUUCAUUAAAACGUCUGCUAAACCAGCUAUACUUGGCUGUUCUGGAGCUAACGUCUGUGCACCCAGCCCUUGCUUGAAUGGAGGCAGCUGUAAGGAUCUUUUCAACGACUAUAAUUGCACAUGCCCCCCUGGCUGGACUGGACUGAAGUGUGAAAUUAACAUUGAUAACUGUGCAUCCAACCCCUGUAUUCAUGGCAAUUGCACUGAUAGAACGUUGGCUUAUGAAUGCAAAUGUGACCCAGGCUACACUGGGAGAAACUGUGAACUGGAGAUAGAUGAAUGCAAAAACCACCAGUGUGGUAAUGGAGCCACCUGCCUUGACGGAAUCAACAGAUAUUUCUGUUUAUGUCCUCAAAAUGCAACUGGAUCCCAGUGUGAUGUGAAAAUUGAAAAGGUUUCAUGGUACCUGCCCGAGACUCGUAUGUAUCCUUUGCCGGAAGCAACUUCUGUUCCAGUGGUAAGAAUAUAUCCAAUGCUACCAGUCUCAAUCUGCAGAAACAGUCGAAGGAACUAUACCUGUUUCAAUGGAGGAAACUGCACAGAUGCAGGAGAAAGCAGCAGAUGUAAUUGCCAGUCAGGUUUCGCUGGUGACUGGUGUGAAAUAGACGUUGAUGAGUGCAAGUCUAACCCCUGCCUAAAUGGAGGCUUCUGUCGGAACAUGCUUAACAGCUACCAGUGUAUCUGUAAUGUGAGCUAUGCUGGAGAGCGCUGCGAGGUUGAUUUGAAUACAGACAGCAUGACUUCUGAACUCCUGCUCUCCAUAUGUUUGGUCUCAGUGGCCCUACUGCUGGCCCUCUUCCUGGCCACCACAGCGUUCAUUGUUGCCAUGAACAGGAGAGCCACCCAUGGUACUUACAGCCCCAGCAGGCAAGAGAAGGAGGGAUCACGCUUGGAGAUGUGGAAUAUGGUCCAGCCUCCACCCAUGGAAAGACUUAUUUAACUCCUCCUUAAAAACUGUUCUUUGUUUCCCGCCAGGAUGCGGGUUAAUUGCACUUGUCAUCAUCAGUUAUACAUUGUGGAAUUUUCCAUUCAACCCAUCAAUAGCCUCUCAGAACAGAUUUUACUUGUUUUACCUAUUUAAAAAGUGAAACAAAAGAGCUUGGCUUGAACACCUUUAAAAAGGAACUUACCUGCAAAGAUGUUAAAAAAAAACUGAUCAAAGACUGACCCUAAGUAUGAGAAGAAGUACAAAAAAAGAAAUAGUAUGAAUAUACAAUGGAUGUAGUAUAAUACGUUACUGAGUUUUUUUUUCAUACAAUUCAUACAAAAAAGACAAUCGACCAAAGCUGUUAACUAAAAAGGGUGUCCAAAGUAGCUCAACAAAGAAAGGAGCAGGUGAUCCAGCCAUUGCUAGAGUGAGCUUGGAUCAACCAACCAAGACACUGCCAGAGGUCUCUCAACCUUUCAGGUGCCUAGGAGCGUGUGGUGAUAUCAUACCGCUCCAUCGAUCAGCUCUAACUCACUUUCGGGCUCUGUGGAGCCUGCAAUAUGUCAAAAGACAAAUGGGCAUUGCAGGUGGGCAUGUUAAAGAAGCACGCCUGUAUUUCUUAUUCUCUCCCAAGACGGUAUAGGGGCACUACCAAAGAGCCAAGUCCUAAAACACAGACAACUCCAAAUUGGGUGUAGAAUAAAAAAAGGCCAAUUUCAAAUUAAAAAGAUGUAUGUAUCCUGAAUUGUCAAUUUUAUCCCUUGCACACUCUAGCAAUUUCCAUCUUACGUCCACAGAAAAAAGAAAUACUUUGGGUCCCUGUCUUAAUGUAUGACAUUAGUUACUGUAUGUCUGUUUUAUUUAAUUUUCUACUUUCCUAGCAAAGAUAAAGUGGAGUAAUUGUCAGUGUAAUAUUACUUUCAAUGUUAACUGCCCUUUAAUUUAUUGUCUCGUGUUUGCCUAAUGUGAACAGUUUGUUGUGUUAUUUAUGCUGAAAAAAGGAGGCUGUAUGCUUUUUUUACAAAAAAUAAAUACUUAAAGACC